AUGGCAUCAGGAGCUAGGGUUGUUCUCGAAUCUGAAGAACGGGGUGUUCGGAGACCAGUGAUCGAUCAAAACUUCUUUCACAGCUACAGAAAAGCAGCUGUGAUGCCGGAUGAAAUCGUUACGGCAGUCGUUAUCCCCCUUACCAAGCAGAAUCAAGUCUUUCGCGUUUAUAAACAAGCCCAGCGUCGUGAGGAUGACAUCGCUAUUGUAACGGGAGCUUUCAAUGCUCUAGUGAAUCCGGAAACGUUUGUUUUAGAAGAUAUAAAGAUUUCCUAUGGUGGUAUGGCUCCUACAACGAAGUUGGCGCUAAAUACUAUGAGUACCCUGAAGGGAAAGUGAGU
Messenger RNA from Strongylus vulgaris, 341 nucleotides. Lineage: Eukaryota; Metazoa; Nematoda; Chromadorea; Rhabditida; Strongylidae. The record is from the annotation of a GenBank genome assembly.